Molecule: messenger RNA, 348 nt
Organism: Eubalaena glacialis (North Atlantic right whale)
Lineage: Eukaryota; Metazoa; Chordata; Mammalia; Artiodactyla; Balaenidae
Product: protein kish-A-like
Exons: 1
Coding region: 84-302 (72 amino acids)
Biological process (GO): intracellular transport; protein secretion
Source: RefSeq, a predicted model, not a curated record
GCGAGAAAGGCAAGCCGGGCCUGUACGCCUCUUCUGCCCCGGGCCCGGAAGGGUGAUGUGGCUGGGGUUUCGCCGGCCUCACUAUGUCUGCCAUUUUCAAUUUUCAGAGUCUGUUGACUGUAAUCUUGCUGCUUAUAUGUACCUGUGCUUAUAUCCAAUCCUUGGCACCCAGCCUCCUGGACAGAAAUAAAACUGGGUUGUUGGGUAUAUUUUGGAAGUGUGCCAGAAUUGGUGAACGGAAGAGUCCUUAUGUUGCAGUAUGCUGUAUUGUGAUGGCCUUCAGCAUCCUCUUCAUACAGUAGCUUGGAAAAAUGCCAGAAUUCAGUUGCAAUCAGAUUUAAAUAUGAA